CAACAGGUUCAGCCUCUUCCUGGUCCUCGCAAUUUCCCAGCCUUUGGGUACUGCGACUCCUACUUCGUCGAGAAUCACGACGACGAUGAGGGCAUUUACGCUAGAGCAGCAGCCGAGCGGGAGCGUUCACGUAACGUUGCUAAGCUGAGGCAGAAAGCUUUAGGCGAGGAGAUCUCGCGAGUCACCGCCGAGGAGUACCAAGAAGACAUUCUCGACCACAUGGAGCACAUGGAGGCCGAAACAAUGCCUGACCUUCAGUCAAUCGAGAUCCAAACCGAGAUCCAGUGGUUCAUGCGACCUUACCUGUUGGACUUCCUCCUCGAAGCCCACCAUGCCUUCCAGCUCCUACCAGAGACGCUCCAUCUCGCCGUCAACCUUCUCGAUCGAUACUGCUCCAGACGGGUGGUGUAUAAGCGACACUAUCAGCUCGUUGGCUGUGCAGCCCUCCUCAUAGCAGCAAAGUACGGUGACCGAAAGGAACGCGUCCCAACCAUCCGCGAACUCAAGUCCAUGUGUUGUUCACUCUACGAAGACGACAUGUUUACCCAGAUGGAGUGGCAUGUUCUUCAAACUCUCAACUGGGUCAUUGGCCAUCCUACGGUAACCAGCUUCUUGCAAUUAGCUUUGACGGAAGUCGCCUUUGACCCGGAGCUCGAGCACAUGUCGUGGUACAUUUCUGAGCUUGCGCUCUACCACAAGGAAUUCAUCUCGGUGCGCCCGUCGGUCAUGGCACGCUCAUGCCUCGCCUUGUCCCGAUGCAUUCUUGGACGUCAACAGCCGCGCUACGACGAUUGGUCGGCACGAUACGAUCCUCAGGUUGUGUUGAAUCUCUCAAACCAUCUCGCCCAUCCUUCGCAAGCUUUGUUGCGAAAGUAUGCAUCGCCGCACCUAUCAUCGGUGUCCACGACCAUCGACAUGUUCUUGAAGCACCAAGCAAUGUUGGCUCAGCGUGUCGUACAAACUCCCGUCAACGACCUUCCGCUGAUGGAAGUUGAUACACAGCCCCCAGCCAACACGUACCUCACACCGCAAACUCCUCAAAAGCCUACAUACGUACCAAGUGGUAACCUCGGCAUGCUCACCCCUCCCAUCACGCCCGACAAGGACCAGCUGGUAGCAAACAACUUCAGCACUACCCAAGGUGUGUUGCCACGCGUCGCUCAAUGCACGCCGACCCCACCGCCUAGUAACGACUAUGGGCCCCAGCAUCACAUGAGCUACCCAGUUCCUCAGUCAUAUGGUGGCCAUCCGAACUUCAACCCUUGAGAGAUCGUACAGCUCUGCACUGUACCUACCUCGCCGUCUGGCUAGACCGAUCAUCAAUCGUCCGGUCAGCAGCAAGUCCAAAGACAUCAUGGCGCUGCCAACAGUGCCAACAAAGCGUCCUUGGGCCUGCUCCUCCAAGCACGGUCAUUUCACACCCGGCUUGUCGAGGACCGUACGAGUCGCCUUCGGGCGUAUUGUAACAACACUGUACGACGUGAUAGCAUUCAGCACAGCAUUGCAAGCGAGCGAGCGUUGCAUUAGAGGCAUUUUUUUUUCAUUUGUGUGUACUAGCUCAGCCGCAUACAGGCGGGCCGGCCGGCAUGUGUAUGGGUAUGGCGAGGACGGCACCUCGAAAAAAUUGAUUUGACCCGGAACAAGACUGCGAGGAUUAGGAAAGGAUCGGAAGGAAAGAAGAAAGAAGAAAGAAGAAAGGAGAAAGAAACUGGUCGUUCGCACAGACCAAGAUGGGAAUGUGUUUUGCUUAUCAUCACAGAAGCGUUGCUACCUCUGUCAUGUUUUUUUUGAGCUGCAGCGACAGAUACCCCCUGUUUAUAAAUAACAACUGUUGCCAUGUUCACAACCG
Pseudocercospora fijiensis CIRAD86 is the source of this 1849-nucleotide messenger RNA. RefSeq lists its product as uncharacterized. Gene Ontology annotation, cellular component: centrosome; cytoplasm; nucleus. Bases 220 to 1266 code for a protein of 348 amino acids. NCBI's taxonomy places the organism in Eukaryota, Fungi, Ascomycota, Dothideomycetes, Mycosphaerellales, Mycosphaerellaceae. The transcript has a single exon. Gene Ontology annotation, biological process: regulation of cyclin-dependent protein serine/threonine kinase activity; mitotic cell cycle phase transition. Gene Ontology annotation, molecular function: cyclin-dependent protein serine/threonine kinase regulator activity. The record is from RefSeq and is a predicted model, not a curated record.